Messenger RNA from Fraxinus pennsylvanica, 801 nucleotides. Lineage: Eukaryota; Viridiplantae; Streptophyta; Magnoliopsida; Lamiales; Oleaceae. The record is from the annotation of a GenBank genome assembly.
AUGCGGUUGAGCUGUAAUGGAUGCCGAGUCCUCCGUAAGGGAUGUAGUGAAAACUGCAGUAUCAAACCCUGCCUCCAAUGGAUCAAAAGUCCCGAAUCCCAAGCCAACGCCACUGUCUUCCUUGCCAAGUUCUAUGGCCGCGCCGGCCUCACCAACCUCAUUAAUGCCGGUCCUGAACACCUCCGUCCUGCUAUAUUUAGGUCUCUACUAUACGAGGCGUGUGGGAGAAUUGUGAACCCAAUAUACGGGUCGAUCGGGUUGGUGUGGUCUGGAAGUUGGAAUCUGGUACAGAACGCAGUAGAGGCUGUUCUUAAAGGGAAUCCGAUAACCCAGAUAGCAUCUGAUGCCGCUGAGACGAAACAUGGACCUCCUUUUAAGGCAUAUGAUUUAAGACAUGUGAAUAAGAAUGAGAACUUCGCCGGUAUACACGGUGUCCGGAGCCGGUGCCGGUUCAAGCGAUCGGGUGGGAAGUCCAGGGAGAGGCGGUUGUCAGUCGGGUCGGGUCGUGAGGAUGUAAACAGGUCUCCUAGUCAUGAGUCUUCGUUGAGCCACCAGUCCGAGGCGGCUGUUGAUAAUGACUGCAGGGAGAGUGAAAAUUUGGCUUCCGUUGGUCCCGCCGAGUUGGCUCAUUAUGAUAAUAACCGAGUCGAUGAAGGUGAGAUUGAGCUGGAGCUGACUCUUGGAGUUGAACCAGUUAAACCAAAGGGGAUGCCAAAAGAAAUAAAACUGAAUAAAGUCGUUGACUUGGCUGAGAAAGAUGGUGGAAUGUAUAGAAUGGAACUGGGACUGCCGGAAUUUUGA